CGUAUAUAUAUAAGAAAAACUGUAACAACAUUAGGCAAAGUAGGUAGCAGCACUCUUUCAACUAGUAAACUGGACCAUUUCCGUUUCUUGUACCGGCGUUCUUUCAACCGCUAGGUGUGGCGUGAAAGUUAGAAAAUGUCUUUUAAAAACCGAAAUAUAUUUGCAACUUUGCCUCGUACUCAGAGGGGCAUGCCUUUGGUUUUGGGUGGUGAUCCUAAGGGGAAAAACAUCUUGUAUGCCAAUGGAAACAGUAUUAUCAUCAGAGAUAUUGAGAACCCAGCUGUUGCUGAUGUGUACACAGAACAUUCUACCCAAACUACAGUGGCCAAGUAUUCCCCAAGCGGUUUUUACAUAGCUUCAGCAGACGUGUCUGGAAAAGUCAGAAUUUGGGAUACAACUCAGAAAGAACAUUUGCUGAAAAAUGAGUUCCAGCCAUUUGUGGGUGAGGUAAAGGACCUAGCUUGGUCAUUUGACAAUCAGAGGAUAAUAGUUGUUGGAGAAGGAAAAGAAAGGUUUGGCCACGUGAUCAUGGCAGAAACUGGAACAUCUGUUGGGGAAAUUGCUGGACACAGUAAAUUGAUUAACUCUUGUGAUUUCCGUCCCUGUCGUCCAUUUAGAAUCAUCACAGGAAGUGAAGAUAAUUCAGUACAGAUUUAUGAGGGUCCACCAUUCAAAUUUAAACAUACACUCACUGACCACAGCCGGUUUGUCCAGAGUGUCAGAUAUUCUCCAAAUGGAGAACUAUUUGCCACAGCAGGAUUUGAUGGAAAGCUCUUCCUAUAUAAUGCAAAAGAAUAUACACAAGUUGGAGAGGUUGGUACCCCUGCCCACAAUGGAGGAAUAUAUGGUGUGUCUUGGAGUCCAGAUAAUACAAAGCUUCUGACAGCAUCUGGAGACAAAACAUGCAAGCUCUGGGAUGUAGCAACUAUGUCUCUCAUUUCAGAAUUCACAUUUGGGAAGGAAGUCUUGGACCAACAAGUCAGCUGUCUUUGGCAAGGAAAUUACCUACUGUCCGUGUCUCUGUCUGGUUUUAUCAACUACUUGGAUGUUAAUAAUUCCUCCAAACCCCUUCGUAUUAUAAAGGGUCAUAACAAGUCAAUCACGUCCCUUGGACUUUCUGCAGACAAAAAUACCUUGUAUACUGGCAGUCAUGAUGGUUACGUUACUUUCUGGGAUGUUGCAACUGGAGAUAAUGAUCGGGUGGAAGGUCCUGGCCAUGGUAAUCAGGUACAAGAUAUGGCAUCAGGAGCUGAUUCCCUCUAUACCUGUGGGAUUGAUGACACUGUCCGUGCAAUUGACCUCGCAACAAACCGGUAUUCUGCCCUAGCAGUUAAAACUGAUUCUCAACCGAAAGGGAUUGCUGUUGCUGAGAGCAAUAUCCUGGUCAUUGCUGGGUAUAGUGAUAUAACCGUUAUGGACCAAGGCCAAAAGAAGACUUGUAUGCCAGUGGAGUAUGAACCAAACUGUGUUAGUGCUCAUCCUAUGGAGGCUGAUGUGGCUGUUGGAGGUCAUAAGGACCAUAAAGUUCAUAUUUACUUACUCAAUGGCUAUACACUGAGCCAUAAAACCAGCCUAAAUGAGCAUCGUGGAGCUAUCACUGAUGUGGCCUACUCUCCAGAUGGCUCUUUCCUGGCAGCAUGUGAUGCUAACCGAAAGGUUAUUCUUUACCGUGCCUUAACUUAUGAGCUUGCCCACAAUUUGGAUUGGUGUUUUCACACUGCUCGUGUAAACUCUAUAUCCUGGACUCCAGAUUCCCAACACUUAGCAACUGGAAGUCUGGAUACUGGUAUCAUCAUAUGGAGUGUUGAAGAGCCAAACAAGCAUAUAAACAUCAAAAGUAAGGAACAUCCACAGAGUCAGAUAACAAGACUUACCUUUUUAGACAAUAACACUUUGGUGUCUACGGGACAGGACAGUAACAUCAAGAUUUGGGAAAUCACAUACAAAUGAAGAGCUGCAUCUAUCAGAAGGUUCCAGAAGCAGACUUGGUCAAUUCAGAUUUUUUUUAUUUCUAACCCUCAAAUAAAUUCUAUUAUCAAAAUAAACAAAAUUGUUGGCUUUAAUUAUUAUCAUUGUAGUUUGAAGUUUUGUGAAUUUUGUUUUUUAUUUAUCACAGCCAUUUUUUUUAAACCCUUUUAUUUUAUUAAUUUAAGUAAUCAUGUUAUAAAAAGUUAUGUUUAAUAAAAAAAAUUAAUGUAUUGAUGUCUGCUUUGACAAUUAAUUUUGCAUGCAACAAUAUUUUGUAUAGUAUUUUACUAAUAGACACUAAUUGAAUAAAUCCAACUGUAAUUUUUUUAUUUUCUUUGAAAGUUUUGGUAGUUCCUUAGUCACUGAGGGUUGGUUUGAGAUUACGAAACCAAAGAGAAGUGUUGAUGACAUAGCUUUAGUAUUUCAUAUAGGUGAUGGUUAUUAAUUUGAUAGGUUUACUAUGAUGAAGAAAUACAAAUUAUGUUCUUGUUUGUUACAUUUGUCUGAUCUGUUGUGUUAUCUCUGUAUGAAGUGUUAAAAUUUUUCAUGAUAGAGAAACAACAAAAUAAUCUAUCUUGCUAAAAUAUUAUCUAGGACCCUUAUAGUUAUCCCAUUGAAUAAUUUUAUAUUUCUUGAGAAGUUAAGCUGCUAGAAUAUAUACCCCUUAAUACAGUUUGUCUUCCAAGUGACCUAUUAAAGAACGGCAAUUUUUAAGUAUUGAAAAUUGCAUUGUGCAUUUCUGAAGUGCAGUGAUAGCUUUCUCAAUUUCAAGUUGUGGAAAAUAAAUUUGUGUGUUAUAAUUUGAGCUUGCAUAUUUUAAGUAUGGUUGUAAACUCGUGUUGCAUAUUUUGACAUAGGGCAGUAAUGUUGAGUUGUAAUAAUAAAAGAAGUCAUUUAACCUAUGUUUAGCAAAUCUGAUCAUAUGAAUAUUACAGAAUUAUUAUAUCUUGCAUUAGAGUAAUUUGUGCACUGUUACAAAUUAUGGAUUAUUAACAACUGAUUUGAUUAAACAUAUCCUCAAUUUGUUGGUAUUUCCAUUUUUGCUUAUGGUGCAUGUUUUGUAAAAAUUAUUUUUAAGAUCUUUAAAGUUUUUGUAUUCACAAAAUAUGGUGUUAAGUAACUUACUGUGCCACUCUGUUUCAAAUAUUUCUACAAAUAAAUAUGACUUCAUAGUUCUUAAUGAGCUCUACUAUUAAACCAUCAUUUUGUCUAGUUAUUUUCACGUAUUUUUGAGAGUCUGAAAUACUUUCUGCACAUUUGAUUUAGUAUUGCAAACAGUAUAUUGUUGUUAUAUAUGUUGUUUCACUCACUUCUGUAUGUUUUUUUAGGUUUAAUUUGUAGGAAAGUGGUUCAUAUUUUUUGUUAAUUUGUUGCAGCCCAAGGUGAAAUAUCCUUCUAGAAUAGUUUAGUUUUGUAAGGAAACACUAUUGACCAAGGUUUUCAGGAACUAAAUGCAGCUAAACUUCAAGUUUGUGAAAUGUGUCCAACAUUGUUUUAGGUUGCAGAUGGUUUUCACUCCUGAUCCUCUUAGCCAGUCUAAAGGUGUGUUUGUAAAAAAUAGCACAUCAUAUCAGUCUUAAGCCAUCAGUAGACGUAGUUGGAAACGUAAUUGGUCUAAAGUGCUAUUUAUAAGCAGGAUUAGGAAACAGAUGUAAAAGCGUACAGUGAAACUUAGAAAAAAAUGAUACUGUGAGGAUAGUAUUAGAAAUGUAGAUUUUCUUUUUUUUAUAAGCAAGGCUUAAUUAAAAUGCGUAAAAAAUAAAACAAAAUUGGAAGAUGUAUUAGAAAUUGAGUAUUUUGUAAUUUUUGUUUCUUUUAUUUUAUUGGACAAUCAUAAUAUAAGAAACUUUAGUAUAAACAACUAUAAAUUAUUUUAAAAACUCGUACUACAUUAAUCCAUUCUGUCAUUGUUCAUUGUGUAUUAAUCAGUUCUGCCACAGUGUAUUGGAUUAUGUAGUAAUCUUUUACAUGCUAAUCUGUCUUGUAAUAGUGUAUUAUGUGUAUAAUGAAAUAGAACUUUUGAUCCCUGUAAAAUACACCAAACAAGUCAAACCUGUCGUAGUGUAUUGCAUACUGGAUUUAUAUAGUAAUAUAAAUUCACAUCCCAGAAACUUUUAGCAUACAAACCAUUUUUAAAAUAGUGUAUUGGAUUUAUAUAGUAAUAUAACUUCACAUCCCAGACACUUUUAGCAAAUAAAUCAGCUUCAACAUAGUGUAUUGGACUUAUAUAGUAAUAUAACUUCAUAUCCCAGAAACUUUUAACAUACAAACCAUUUUUAAAAUAGUGUAUUGGAUUUAUAUAGUAAUUAAACUUCACAUCCCAGACACUUUUAGCAAAUAAAUCAGCUUUAACAUAGUGUAUUGGAUUUAUAUAGUAUUAUAACUUCACAUCCCAGACACUUUUAGCAUACAAAUCAGCUUUAACAUAGUGUAUUGUAUUUACAUAGAAAUACUUCUUCAUAUGCAAAGAACACUUGCUUUAAUAGUGAACGUGAUGAUGGAUUUUGAAGUUAUGAAGUAUUAUGGACUUGUACACUGUAUAUUGUUUUUCCUUAGUUAUUUCUCCAUUCUGCUGGUUAUUAAUGUAUUAAAUAACUAUAUGCAUCAACUUCUUAUCUUAGUUUUCACCCUAAUGUCCAUCUGGUUAGAUAUUAAUUUUUUGAUUAAUUGAAUAAUUCAUAGAGAAUUUUCAAGGUGUAGAAACAAGUGCUCAUUAUAUUUUGGUAAAGGGACAGAAAUGGUUAUCACACACACUAGUUUUUUCUUGCAUUCAUGAGAAUAAUUGUAAUUUAUCAGUAUUCCUAAAUUACACCAAUGUUUAUUUGCAUGUUACUGGGAAUUUUAAUUAAAAACUACUACCAUGCACUUUUUUUCUUCUCAGUACUAUUGUAUUCCACGUUUUCUGGUUUAUUUUGAACUUUUCCAUUAUUUUUUUUUUUUAAGUAAAAGAAAAUCAUGAUUUUUAUGUUAUGAGACAUUUUAUUUCAGCAGUAAUCAGUUUUAACAAAGUGGUUAUUACUGAUAAAUUACAUACGGUAUUAAAAAGUUGUAAGUACCCUGUACCGUGAUAAUUGUAUUGAACAUAGUAAAAUGAUACAUUCCGACUGUACAAAGCUGAAAAGACAAUUAUGAAAAUUUCUCUGUAUUUCUACUCCCAAAUAUUUGGUUGGUUGCUUUAUUCCCAGCAUGUAAAUGUAUACAUGUUCUGCUAUGGCCGAAUAUUCAGUCCUUUCAUUUUUUUACAUAUCCAUUAUGCUCUGCUAAAUGAUGUUUUGUUUGCCUGAUAUAUAAACAUUUUAACAUGGAAGGUUAUAAAUUCCAGCAUCUUCCAUUAACUGUAUAUUAUUUUUAGCAUUACCUAAAAUUUGUGUCAUCUUAUUUGUCGACUUAAACAUGAAGUAAAGUAUUUGUGUUUUUUAAACAUUUUGAUUAAACAAAACCUAGAACAUAUGAAAACAUCUUUGCAUCUUGGAAAUCAUUCAGAAGAAUCACUUUGAUACAGGGUUAAAAGUUUUUUCUUAUUUCUCGUGAGGCUACGACAUUUAAUCAUUAAGUCUAAUAAAUAUAUGUUGAUCCGUGA
This is a messenger RNA of Limulus polyphemus (Atlantic horseshoe crab), 5548 nucleotides long. Its product is annotated as actin-interacting protein 1-like. Gene Ontology annotation, biological process: locomotion; sarcomere organization; actin filament depolymerization. Lineage: Eukaryota; Metazoa; Arthropoda; Merostomata; Xiphosura; Limulidae. The record is from RefSeq and is a predicted model, not a curated record. The transcript has 16 exons. Gene Ontology annotation, cellular component: cortical actin cytoskeleton. Bases 136 to 1950 code for a protein of 604 amino acids. Gene Ontology annotation, molecular function: actin filament binding.